Messenger RNA from Sordaria macrospora k-hell, 1269 nucleotides. RefSeq lists its product as uncharacterized. The record is from RefSeq and is a predicted model, not a curated record. NCBI's taxonomy places the organism in Eukaryota, Fungi, Ascomycota, Sordariomycetes, Sordariales, Sordariaceae. Gene Ontology annotation, biological process: negative regulation of transcription by RNA polymerase II; rRNA processing. Gene Ontology annotation, molecular function: DNA binding. Gene Ontology annotation, cellular component: nucleolus.
AUGGUGUCCUUCUCUUGUGAGGUCUGCGGCGACGUUUUGACCAAAAAGAAGCUCGACCCGCAUCGCCAACGCUGCUGGGGCGCAAACUUCACCUGCAUUGAUUGUAUGACCCACUUCCCGGGUACUGAAUAUCGCUCCCAUACGAGUUGUAUGACGGAAGAACAAAAGUAUCAGGGUGCUCUCUACCGACCCAAGAAAGGAAAGGGCCAACAAAACCAGAACCAGAACCAGAAUCAAAACCAGAACAGGAACCAGAACAACCAAGCCAUGGCGCAACCCGCGUAUGUCGAGGAGGUUGCGGAGGACUUUGACACAUGGCGCCAGUACGACAACAACGGCAACGCGCCUGCUCAGGCACCCACUCCUCCUUCAGCAACUGAGGCUCCCGUUAAUGUUUUCGAUUACAUGGUCAACCCUACCCCAACCGCGUCGCGGGUUUCCGUUGCGGAAGAGCCUGAGCAGAAGGAGAGCAACGAAAUCGUACGCUACGAGUCGAAGACCGAGGAGACCACAGAGAACGCCGUUGUUUACUACGAAACCCCGGCGCCAAAGAAGAAGUCCAAGGAUGGAGAGAAGGAGGUCAAGAAGGACAAGAAGAGAAAGAGGGAACUUCACAUCGAGAUCGACCAUCCGAUGACCGACGCGCCUCCCGUUUUGCACUCCGGAUUGACCGGCGGAAUCAGUCGCAUGAUGAGCAGACCCGACGUCUUCCCUCCCUCGCCAGAGUCCGCAGAGACACCGGCCGGCCCCCUCAAGAAGUCCAAGCACUCGAAGCACCACAAAUCUGAGAGUCUCGGCAACAGCCUGAUGGCCAUGAUUUCCGGCUCGAAGCCCAAGAAGACCAAGACCUCGAAGACCAAGGACUCCUCGAAGGACAAGAAGGACACCAAGGAAAGGAAAGAGAAGAAGUCGUCGUCUGCCUCGCCGUCAUCCAAGAAGACCAAACACAGCCACAGCAAGCCGCUCGAAGCACCCAAGGAGCAAAAGAUGAUUGAGUACAGGCCCGGUUCCAAGGAUGGCGCUACUGAAAAGAACAAGGACAAUGAGGUUGUCAUCUUCCAGCCCCGCGCCGAGCGCUUCCUGAGCUUCGUAAACAAGGGCCCCGAGAGCGACAAGGGCGUAAGCCUCAACAAGGCACUGAAGCGCUAUCACCGUGAGCGCAGCGCGUCGGGAACUAGUGCGAGCAAGGUGGCGGAGGAGAAGGAGCUGUGGCGGUCAUUGAGGAUGAGGAGGAACGAUAGGGGAGAGAUCGUAUUGUUUUGUGUGUAG